AUGACCUCUGACAUUAGAGCUCUGACCCCUGACAUCAGAAAUAUGACCCCUGACAUUAGAACUAUGACCCCUGACAUUAGAACUAUGACCCCUGACAUUAGAACUAUGACCCCUGACAUUAGAACUAUGACCCCUUACAUUAGAACUAUGACCCCUGACAUUAGAACUAUGACCCCUGACAUUAGAACUAUGACCCCUGACAUUAGAACUAUGACCCCUGACAUUAGAACUAUGACCCCUGACAUUAGAGCCAUGACCCCUUACAUUAGAACUAUGACCCGUGACAUCAGAACUAUGACCCCUGACAUUAGAACUAUGACCCCUGACAUCAGAACUAUGACCCGCUGUGGGUCCGCAAGUCCUUACUUCACCUGCGUCAGUUCAGCUGUAGAGAGCUGCAAGUCUGCUGAGUGUGAUGCUGGCAGCUAUUUCUGCUGGCUGACGUCAACCUGCCUGCCCCUUUCCUCCCCCUGCACCUGUGCUAGCAGCUGGAGCCCAUCUCUUGACUGUGAGAACCUCUCACAGCUGGCACAGCUGCAGCUGGUGCAGACUGUCCGUGUGUCUGUCCCAGCUAGGACACAUUUUCUGCAGCUAGAGCUGGCCAGCGUUGUGUCCGUCCAGCCUGGUGACGUCAUUGGCUUCCAGACCCAAGUUCCGGACCUGAUCAGGUCUGACGUGGUGCCAAGCUCUGUCUGGAGCCAAGCCUUGUUUUACCAGACGUCGCAAUUCUGGAGCAAUCCAGGGGACACAACGGCUUUAAGGGAUUACAGUGUGAGCCAGGGCGUUUUGUUCCGAGUCAAUGUGGUCUUUGCUAGUGCAGCUACUCUCAGCUGGAGCUAUACACUGGCAGCUGGAGACUACAGCUUUAGCCUGACUGCUCCAGGAGCUGGAGAUGACACUGCUCCAGGUCAUUCGCUCUCUUGUCAUGUCCGUGUGUUAGAGAAGGUCGGGGGCCUGCGGUGGCUCCACCCUCCCGCCUACAACAGCACCGGCACGUCCGUGCACAUCAAUGUUGCCGUCAACCGGACACAGGAUCUGCUCGUCAGUCUGUCAUCUGGCACUGACCCGCGUGUCACGUGGCUUUUUACUGAGGGUGACAAACUGACAAGCAACUGGACAAGCCACUGUCAGCCAGCUUGUCAGUCUGACACCAGCCUCACCCCCCCUCUUUAUUCGGCGAUGACUCGUCAGUUCUCUGGCCCAUCGAGAUUUGAUGUCAGCGUGACCAACGGCGUGAGUACUGAGUCCCUGACUGUCUGGGUCAGCAGCUUCACGCCUCUCGCUGGGCUACAGCUGUACCCCACCAACUGCACCCAGAUGACAGACUGCCAGCUGACAGACUGCCAUGUGGCAAACUGUCAGCUGACAGACUGCCAUGUGGCAAACUGUCAGCUGAUUGUGGAAGUGAAUGCCACUCAAUCGUUUAAUGUCAGCCUUGAAUCUGGGCUAGCUGAGACAGUGGUAUACGCUGUGGACGGAGUGAGUGUGGGUUCAGUCAGCCAUAGCCUGAGCUACAGAUUUGCUGAGGCUCGGGACUACCAGCUGAGUGUCAAUGUGUCCAACCCCAUCUCUUGGCUCAAUGCCAGCCUUUUGGUUCGGGCCAGAAUCAAAGCCAACUUCAGCUCUGCUAAUCUAACGUUGAACAAGAGAACAUUGUUCAUGGGAGAGGUGCUCAACUUCUCUGCUGUGGCCCCUGUCCAAGUUGGUGCCCACAUUUCUCUCACCUGGAGCUUUGACACAGACAUCAUUAGCCAGCAGCUGACGGCAAGCUCUUCAUCUUUCUUUCAGCUGUACACGUGGACCAAAACUGGCAAUGUGACAGUAGGUCUCCGGCUGCAGGAUGCUUUUGGCAGUUCUCUUUCGGUGCACCAGGACUUUGUUGUCUACAAGCACAUCCAGUCCGUUACCAUGACAACACCAUCCAAGGUUCUAGCUACAGACGUCGAGUUUAACCUGACGAUCGCUGUGGACGCGCUGGACAACAAGCACGGCUAUGGAUGGCUGAACUUCACUCUCAGCUGGGCGGAUGGCGCACCAAUCAGGGAAUGGCAGGACCUGAGCCCGGUGCAGGUCAUUACCUGCAACCUGUCGCAGGUUGGUGAGCACCUGCUGCAGGUGCAGGUCAGCUCAGAUGUUGACAGGCAGAAUGUCAUAACUAGCCUGAGCAAGCUGACAUUCCAAGAGGGCAUAUCAGAGCUGACAUUGGAGUAUGACGGUCCCAAGCAUGUCAGCCAGCAAGUGACAUUCUACCUGAGCCACACCAAAGGAACUGACGUCAUCUACAGCAUCAACUUUGGUGACGGCACACACGACAGCAGCUACCAGCAGAGCAACAACUUUUCCUACACGUACGCCCAGGCCAACGUGUACGAGGCCACGGCUGUCGCCAGGAAUGACGUCAGCGUCAAAACACGCAGCCUCACACUCUACGCCUACGAUGAAAAUCUUUUGAAAAUCAUGAAAAUAAGGGCCAGCGCCUGCGUGCCGGUCAGCUCAACGGUCACCCUCAGCGCACUGGUCGCCUCCCAGAGCCCGGCCAGCCUGCACUACAACUGGUCCCUGGGUAACGGCCAGGCUCUCGAGGGCCAGGGGCUGAGCGCCGUGUCCAGCAGCUACAGCAGUCUCGGGGCCUUCACUGUGGGACUCACCGUGUCAAACAUCUCAGACGGCAGGGCUGACUCGGCACAGCGGGAGAUCUGUGUUCAGGAGCCAGUCAGGGGCCUCUCUCUACACUACGUCAGCCCAGUGGCCUUGUGGGCUCCGGCGGCCCAGAUCAUCGUGACGGCUCAGGUCAUGCAGGGAUCUAACCUGACCUUCUCGUGGUUUCUAGGCAACAGUGGACAAGUUGUGGGGAGCACAGAGACCUUGACCUUGACGGUGACAGAACCUCGGCUGUACAGGCUGAGCGUGAAGGUCAGGAAUGAGGUGAGUAAAGAGGAUCAGGUCGCCCUGGUGUCUGUUGUUGGGGUCAUCGCUGGACUGCAGGUCAGCUGUCUGGGGUGCCAGCCGAGGUUUUGUGCCAGAACAAAUUCCAGCCUGGCAUUGGUUGCCGCCCUGAAAUCUGGAACUGAUGAAACCUACAGCUGGAGCAUCAACAACGACAGCACUUUGUGUACAGGCAGAUGGUGCAUGUACAGCUUUGUGUCUGCCGGUGUGUACAGCCUGACCGUGACAGCCUCUAAUGCUGUCAGCAGCGAGACAGCCAGGCUUGACCUGACGGCACAAGAGGAGAUCACUGGGGUUGAAGUGACCAUCUGGCCAGCCGUGGUGCAGGUGAACAAAGAUCUGAGCCUUCAUGUCCGGCUGUCCUCAGGCACCAAUGUCAGCUACAGCUGGUCAUGUGACAGCUGGUCAUGUGACAGCGGGUCAUGUGACAGGUCAAGUGACAUCAACAACUUGACUGUCAUCUUCUCAAGCACUGGCCUUCACAGCUGUUCAGUGCGCGUCAGUAACAACGUGUCUUCUGUCACCCACACUGUCAACAUCACUGUCAUUGAUGUCAUCACUGAGCUGUCCAUCCGGCACUCUCUCAUAAUAGAUGCCACAAACUUAUACGCUGAACUGGGCAAGGAGUACAAUUUUACUGUCAGCACCAACACACACUUUCUUGUAUCUUUUGAUUGGGCAGUCAAAAGUAGCAUUGAAACCAGCUCUAAAAGCGGCCCAGGUCUACAGUUCCUCUUUGCCUCGCUGGACGCCUACACGAUGACAGUAACUGCUGCCAACAAGAUGAGCACAAUGAACGCCUCCCUCAGCAUCCAAGUGGAGGAACGGAUAACCGGCUUGAGCCUGAACGUCAGCAGCUCCCUGCGUGUAUUGCUGGGCCAUGUGCUCAGGGUCAAGGCCGACAUGGCCACUGGCUCGCACGUCCAGUUGGUGUGGUGGCUGGAUGACUCACAACUCACCCUCACUGGACCCACCGGCCUGCUCACAUUCGACUCAGUGGGCAACGUCACUUUAAAGGUUCUGGCUAAAAAUAGCAUCAAUUCGGCAAUGGCGUCUACACACGUGUUGGUGCUUGAGCCAGUAGCAGGCGUGUUUAUAGUAGUAGAUUGGGACACAGCACACAUGAACACAACAAACCUGAACACAACACACCUGAACACAACACACCUGAACACAAGGUACGUGAAGCUUGGCUCUACUCUAACGUUCUCAGCUCCCAGCGUCUCAGGGUCAGACCUGACCUACACCUGGACCUUGUGUGACCUGACGACCUUGUGUGACCUGACGACCUUGUGUGACCUGACGACCUUGUGUGACCUGACGAGCCAGGCUCCUGGCACAGAGCAUCGUGCUGUCAACUGGACCGUCCAGUGGAAUACGCCUGGCCAGUAUAGACUGGUUCUGGCGGUGACAAAUGAGCUGAGUCAUGCAAGUGAUUCUUUGGACAUCUACGUUGAGGGGGAAAUCACAGACCUGCACGUGUUAGUCAGUGAGGGCGUGCUUGCUACAGGUACCAAUGUCACUUUACAAAGUUCGGUCAACCCUAGUGCCAGUGGCGUAACCUUCUCGUGGGUGCUGGAUGAGGUGACCUUGCAGGGCCCUCAGGUGGUGACCCAGUUUGUAGAGCCUGGCUGUUGGAGCGUCCAUCUCCUGGCUUCUAACAACGUCUCCAACAUGUCUGCGCAUGCGCUAGUCUGUGCCCAACAGCCAGUGGCCGGUCUAGCUAUUUUAGAUUGUAGUCUGCGCCAGGAGGCUCGGUCUUUGACUGCUCUCAGAGCAAGUCUGUCACAAGGAACAAAUGUCACCUUCAGAUGGUAUAUUGAAGACAGCGCUAGCAACAUCACUUUACAUGGUCAAAAUGUCAGCCAUUUUUUCCCUGAUGAAGGAAGGUAUAAGCUUGUACUUGUUGCACAGAAUAAUAUUAGCACUCAGGUUUCUCUGUGCUUUAAAGAACUACAACUCCCUGUAGCUGGUGUCAGACUUACUAUUGCAGACCCUAAACCAGACUACAUCUUUCAGAAUGAAAAUGUGACAUUCCUAGCAAUAGGAAAUCAUUUUCUUUUUGCCCAGUUUAACUGGACCUUCUCUUCUAAGGGCAGCUACUCUACUCGAACUAAUUCCAUUCAAGUUAGUUUUGCUGAAGUUGGCAACUACACAUUGAAUUUGUCUGUCUGGAAUGACAUCAGUCAGCUAGUGACUAGCCUGGAGUUCAGAGUUCAAACUUUUCUCUGCAAGCUGCCAAAAGUUGCCCAUGUUGGAUCAGCCAACAGAACAAUGUCAAGGUCAGAGAGACUAGAACUGGAGGCAGCAGUAGACCUGCUGGGCUGUCGCGACUACCUGGCCACACAUACCUGGCAGGUGUUUCAGGGACCCACCUGUCUGCACCUGGACAAGAAGGUUGACUUAGGGGUGACCUUGACCUCCAACCCUACACUGAUGGUGCCAGCCCUCACCCUGAGUGCUGGGAUAUACUGUGUCCGCUUCACUACAGGCUACUACUACAGCAGCAUCUCUGUGUCUGUGGAAUACACCAUCCUGGUGGUCUCAUCAGCUCUCAAGGCCGUCAUUAGUGGUGGAACAAACAGAACGGUGUCUCUCAAUUCAACGCUCUGCAUGGAUGGCAGUCUGUCGUUUGACCCAGAUAGCAGUGGCCUGGAUGGACCAAGUCUGACAUAUUCAUGGGAAUGUUCUAAUGUAAUUGAUGGCUCUGAGUGUUUUGAAAAGACCUUUGAGCCCAAGUUCUGUUCAACAAUGUCAAGUCCUGGCACGUACACCAUCACUCUGUAUGUGUCCGCCAUAGACAGGCAUGCAAGCACUCAACAGUUUGUUUUGGUUGAAUCAAGUCCUGACCAAGUGCCAGUCGUCAGUGUCACAUGCAUGUCUUGUGACAGAUUCAGAAAUUACCGCGUCAGUUUCAGCCAGACUGUCGUCCUCACAGCUGGGUGCCAGACAUGCAGCUGUAGUAUGGAGUUCAGAUGGAAGGUGUUUGAGGGGCUGCAAGAGUUGUCCUUAGAGAGCUCUCACAUUCUGGUCACUGGCGCCAGCCUUGUUCUUAACAAGUGGGGAGCAUUGAAGGAUGGCCAAAACUACACAUUUGUGGCCAGUGGCCAGUGCCCUGGCCAGAGGGCAGGCUCAUCGUCGCUGACACUUCCAGCCAAUCUCCCACCAUCUGGCGGUCACUGUUCCAUCUCCCCAACAACUAUAGUCCCUCUUGAAGAACAGGUUUUAGUCAGGUGUUUUGAUUGGCUGGACGCAGAUGAUCCCAACAGCUCAUUGGUCUACACCAUCUAUGUGGACGUGGGCCACCAUGAUGCCAGCCACCAGCAGACAGACAGCUACUUGCUGUACUCUGGCACUAGCCCCUCGCAGGCUGUCUACCUUGGUGCCACUUCAGGAACCUCUGCCACUCUCAGGGUCAUGGUCUCUGACCUCUUUGGUGCCAUGGCUGCAGGUGGAGCCAGUCUGAUUACCUUCAAGCCAGCAGCUUUACCAAGCAACAAGUCUGUGAGUGAGUACUUGUUUGAGCAGACUGACCAGGAGCUCUCUGCACUGGUCAAGCAAGGCCUGCCCAUCUCACUGCUGCAGUACGCAAUGGCCCUGGGCCAGCAGCUCAACAGCCAGUCCCAACUUGAGCAGGACGCUGGCAGGGGGAGGCAGGCGGAGCAGAGCCGCGCUGCUAUACGUGAUGCCCUCACAAUAUGUUUGGCCACAUCAGUUCCCAUCACAACAAUGAAGGAUGUUCAGCAGAUGGCAUUUGCCUUGAGGCUUUUAACAAACUACCCUGUGGAGUACCUGACAGAGGACAGUCAGCUGAUGAUGGUCGCUGCCCUCAGGAGCAUGAGGGCCAUCUUGCAGCAGUCAGUGCUGUCUGGCCUGGAGCCAUCAGAUGUGCCAACAGAGGACCUGCUCAGUGUGCUGGCCAAUCUGAUUCACGCCGCCAACACCCGCAUCUAUUCCAGCACUCAGCUCUGGGAGUCAGGAAAGACAAUCAGCAUUGAGGACUUCAGCAGCAAGUUUAGAGAGCUGAGACCAGAAGUUUCUUCCAUUGUCAGCCAGAUGGAGUUUGUCAGCAUCCAGCUAGGGGAGGCCCACAGGAGAGCCAUCAGCUCGUUUGCUGUGCCCAUGCUGGAGGAGGUGCUGGUGGCCACACUCCAAACUCUGCUGACACAGCCUGGACAUCUGGACUUCCACUUGGAUGGGAUCCAGGUGAAGGCUGUGCGCACGCUAGCAAAAGAUAUUGAGCUGGAGAGUUGGUCAGAGAGGACCAAGGUCCUGAUGAGCUCACAGAUUUUGUCAGCUGUCAAACAAGAGAGGGAGGAGGUCCUGGAGGUCCUGGUCAGCCACCGACAGAACCCCUACACAUACGGCCACUCUGCUGCAGCUACCAUGCCUGUCCAAACGGUCUCAUUUUAUGAAACCAAUGGCACUCAAAUCAAGAUCCACGACCUGAGUCAGCAGGCCAGCAUCCAGAUCCAAACAUUGUCUAGCAAUGGCUCAGUCAACUUGACCAACAACCCAGCCAGUAGCUCAGUCAACUUGACCAACAACCCAGCCAGUAGCUCAGUCAACUUGACCAACAACCCAGCCAGUAGCUCAGUCAACUUGACCAACAACCCAGCCAGUAGCUCAGUCAACUUGACCAACAACCCAGCCAGUAGCUCAGUCAACUUGACCAGCAACCCAGCCAGUAGCUCAGUCAACUUGACCAACAACCCAGCCAGUAGCUCAGUCAACUUGACCAGCAACCCAGCCAAAGAUUUACUGUACAAGAUGGUAGAAAUAUUCCCCAAGAAAAAUCAAAUUUGGGAGAUGCGUUUGCCAAAUGUUGAACGAGGUGUGGGAAUACAUGUUCAGCUGAGGAUCCAUUUUCUACCCAAUAAGACAGGUAUAUCAACACACAUUGGUACGAAUGUGCUGGUGUACCUGGGGGUCAACUUUAGCCCCUCCCCCACCAGGUUUCACCAGUUCCUCAACCUGAGCACAGACCUAAUGGCCCCAGGGGUCGACCACACCCAAUUUUCUUUUUUCAUCAAUGACCUGCGAGGCACAGACAAGCUUGUGGCUGUAGCUACCAAUGCUGAUGUGCACCACACUGUGCAGCUCUCUGUGGCUGUCUACUUCUCCUUCUGCCAGUAUUUUAACAGCUCCACUCAGCAGUGGUCACAUGAUGGCUGCAGGGCCAGAGAAGAGUCUACAGCCACUCUCACAUCCUGCGUCUGCAACCACCUGACCUCAUUCAGUGGCGCUGGAAUUGUUUCUCUUGCUGAUAUAGAUUUUGCUGACUUUGCUAACUUUGACUUGGCUACAAAUCCUGUCGUCUUCAUCGCUGUUGCCAUCUUGUUUAUUCUUUACGUCAUCGCUUUCAUUUUGUGUCGCCAUUUUGACAUUCAAAACCUGAAACGUAUUUCUAAAAUGCCGUUGUGUGGCAGGGAUGGAGCUUUUAAAUAUCAGGUCACAGUAGUGACUGGAAGACACUUGGGUGCAGGAACCAGUGCCCACGUUGGCAUCAAGCUUUAUGGGAGCCAGUGCAAAGGUGAAGCAAGGCAUAUCACUAAGCCAGGGGCAUUUCAGCGCAAUUGUCGGGACACCUUUCUGAUAGCACACGAUGAUGAUCUAGGGGACAUAGAAAAAAUUCUGAUUUGGCAUGACAACACAGGGUUAAGUCCCUCUUGGUACCUGUCUAAAGUGCUGGUUGAAGACCUCCAGACUAGGUCCAGGUCCACCUUCACCAUCAACACAUGGCUCUCUCUAGACAAAGGUAGCAUCCAGCACACAGCACUGUCUCAAGGUGAGCUUGAAGUGAGAGAGUUAGAAAAAAAAUGGAGUACAAUCAUAUCUGGGUUGCUAGCUGACAGCCAUACUUGGCUGUCACUGACAAGUGGACCAGACCACAGCAGGUUCACCCGCGUCCAGCGACUGACCUGCUGUCUGACCUCUGUCUACUUGUACAUGGGCAUCAACGCUGUCUGGUACGGCGCCUUCAAGUCUGGCACUGAACUCACAGGGGACAUAACCUGGAGCUCGUUUGGCUGGGAGGAAAUUGUCAUCGCUUUUGUAUCCACGCUCAGUGUGGUGCCAGUUCUUGUGCUGCUGUCCUGUUUGUUCAAAAGGUCAAGGUGCAAGGACUCAAUGUUACGAGAUGCUCGCAGACCAAGCACAGCCCGCAGCAUGGAAAUUGAUGCACUCUGUGACCUCUCUACAGGAGCGCCCUCCUACAGGAGCAUCCCACCUAUUGAUGCACUCUGUGACCUCUCUACAGGAGCGCCCUCCUACAUCCCACCUAUUGUGGAAUUAGGGGAAAGGGAGAGCACCACUGACUCCAUUCCAUUACCAACCAGUCUCAAGAGAACCCACGCCACAGUCAAAAGAGGAAAACGUAGUGAAGACAAGAGCAACACAGAGCUAGGCCAAGAGCAGCAGAAAGAUGUGGAUGAAGUUGAAGACCUGGAUGAUAAACUGGAUGAGAUGGAUGCAGCCAUUGCUAAAGCUGAAAGAAAACAAAAGAAAUCCUCACAAGAUUUCAAGUCUGUGAAAAGUAUAAUGGAUGAAUUGUUUGACUCGGAUGACGACUGGGUCACAGAAGGGUUGGAGCCAUCAAGUUGCCGCCAGCCAGAAGAGGCAGCUGAGAGCAGAGCUAAGGAAAAUUGUGGAUCAUGUGACGCAAGUGCUGGUCACUGGCCAACAGCAAAAAGACGGAGCCUUGUGUCUUUCUCUUCUAAAACAAGCGGGGGUGUAAAUGCCAUUAAAGGAGAGAAAAACUCAUCUUUGAGCUUGCCCCCAUGGUGUGUCUAUGUGUCUUAUGCCAUCUGCUUCAAGUUGUGCCUACUCUCCAUUAUCUUGAUACUUUGGUACGGCUACAAAUUUGGACAGGCCAUUGCACUCAAGUGGAUUGUUUCCCUUGCCUACAGUCUCUUUGCAUCUAUAUUGAUUGUGGAACCUUUAAAGGUAGUGGCUGCAGCUGUCCUGUCCGUCGUACUCAGCCGGCACUGGUCACCUGGAGACCCUGGCAUGAUAGACAUCCAACCAGCUGUAGAGAGCAGUCAACAGCUCAAGACGGUCAAGUUCAAGCCUUUAGCAGGAUUUGCUUUGCUUCACGCUCUGGAGGAGGGGAGGAAGAAAGAGCGUCUGCGCAUCAUGAUCAGAGAGGUGUUUGUUUUCCUGGCUAUGCUGCUUGUGUUUUUGGCCAUUGUUUACAUCAAUUAUGGUGGCUCUAUGAGCUUCCUCAACACAAACAACAUUCACAACAAACUUCACAGCAACCUUCACAACAAACUUCACAGCAAAUCUCAUCGGCUGAGCUUCAAAGAUAUCAAAAGUUCUGGUCAGUUCUGGCAGUGGUCUCAAGAUGUCUUGGCCAAAGUUCUGCACCAGCUGCAGCUGUCUGAGUCUGAGACUUUUGGCCACCUGUUGGGACCCGCUCAGCUCAGACAGCUUCAAGGAGAUGCAGUCCCCUGUCCAGCUGAUUCAAAACUUGCAUGGCUGUCUAUUCCACAACUGACCACAGGACAGUGUCUUGACCAAGCAGUCACAGAGAUUGUCAAGGCAGGAGUUGAAGCUAACGGGACAUACGCUAGUCCUCAGCCUUCCAAAUUUGGAGAACUGCAGUUGUACCCAGGGAGUGGGUUGGUAGAGUUGCUGGGAGAAAACUUGAAUCAAACACUGCAAGUCUUGCACCAGCUGGAGGAAAAGGGUUGGAUACAACGAGUUACACGCGUUGUCUUUGUGGAGUUUACUUUGUAUUGCUCAAGUCUAGAUCUCAUCUCACAGAUAACACUUAUCUUAGAGUUUCCAACAACUGGUAGUGCUGUUACCAGCUCGUCUAUUCUGACAGAAAAACUGAUGCGCUUCGUCCCUGGAACUGUUGACCCUCUCAUGGUUUGCCAGAUUAUCUUCUUCCUGUUUGUGAUUUAUUUAACAACAAUCCUGACGAUGCGUGUAUGCAGAGAAAAGUCUCAGUUCUUGACUCAGCUCUGGAAUUGGGUUGACCUACUUAUCUGUUGCUUGGCCUGGGCAAGCUGUGGGCUGUACGUGGCAUGUUUGUACACAACAACUGGCCAGAUUUCAACUUUCCUGGCCAACACGGCAGCCCCUGCUCAGUUAAGUCAGGUCUUUGUGUUGCAUGGAGUUUACCGUUCCACGCAUGCUUGCCUCGUUUUCUUGUUUAGUCUAAAGAUCCUGCGCCAGAGCCGCUACUGCAAGCCACUCUAUAAAUUGUACAUGACAUUUUGUGCAGCCAGGGCGCCAGUGCUGGGGACUUUGCUCAUCUUUUCUCUCUUAACUCUGACCUAUGGCCAGCUGGGAUAUCUGAUCUACGGACCAUUUACCUUCGUGUGCCGCAGCUUUCCCAGUACCUUGACCUUCCUGCUGGCACUGGGUCGCACUGACCUACGACCCCUGCUGGGGCAGCAUGAGGUGUUGACCCACCUGUACCUCAUGUCCUACGCUGUGUGUGUGUACGGCCUGACCAGUGCUCUGAUGUUGGCUGCCCUGAGCUGGAGCUACCGCUGGUCCCACUCUCAGAUGUAUCACAGCCUGGAGCUCAAAGACUUUGAGCUGAUGGAGCUCAUGCUCAGCUACUUGAAGACAAUCAUAGGCAUCCACAAGGCUAAACCUGCUUUCCGCCAAGUGAAAUUUGUUGGCCAACCUUCUUUACCAAGUCGCCCUACCAGUUCUUGCACCACCCCCAGACCUGCCAGCCCCAGUCCUAACCGCAGCCCACAAGACAACCAGAGGAUUGUAUCCACUCUACAGAGCUCAUGGGAUCAAGUGUUACAAACAUUGGACAAGCUGGAGAAGAUGCACGAAGCUGAGGCUGCCAGUCUGGAACACCUGGAGGGCGCCGUCAGCCUCUGGUUGAGUAGGAGACACAAAGAUUUUUUUUCCAAAACACAUUCUCACAAUGCAUGGAUCCAAACCAAGAAAACUCUAAGUUGAUUCAGGUCUACAUCUGGACAUCUUUACAUUUACAACUGUGACAGUUUGUAAAAACUUUUGAGUUACAACGUGGCACCACAUCUAAAGCAGCCAUUUCACUUCCAGAAACUUUGAUCUUCAGUGACAGCACAAAAACAUUUAUUUCUUUUUAAAUUUAAUUAUAUGUUAAUUUAGUCAUCAAAAAUAAAUGUAAGAAUAAAGGGGAGAAAACUGGUGAUGGCUGUGUCAGCCUGUAUACAAGGCAGGCUUUGGUCACAUGGUGGACACCAACCACUGGCAUGGGGCAAAUAACUGUCUUUUAGAGAAUGCUGAUAGGUUUUAAAGUCAAUAAUUUUUGUCAUAUGUGUUGUCGUUACUAAAAAGUAAAAAAUAAAACAAAUACAAAAAACGUCAUAAUAAUAAGCUUUUCAGUGUACUGAAAAUAAGAGAAUUUAAUAAACUUGCUUUCACUUUAUCAUUUUCAGUGCAUUUAAAAUCUUAAUAAAUAAUAUUAUAUAUGCUCGUAAUAAAAUAAAAUUAUAUAUGCUCGUAAUAAAAUAAAAUUAUAUAUGCUUGUAAUUAAAUGAAAUUAUGUAUGCUUGUAAUUAAAUGAAAUUAUGUAUGCUUGUAAUUAAAUGAAAUUAUGUAUGCUUGUUAUUAAAUAAAAUUAUAUAUGCUUGUAAUUAAAUUAUAUAUGCUUGUAAUUAAAUAAAAUUAUAUAUGCUUGUAAUUAAAUGAAAUUAUAUAUGCUUGUAAUUAAAUGAAAUUAUAUAUGCUCGUAAUUAAAUGAAAUUAUGUAUGCUUGUAAUUAAAUUAAAUUAUGUAUGCUUGUAAUUAAUAAAAUUAUAUAUGCUUGUAGUUAAGUUUAUCGAUUAAAAAAAUUUAUAAAAUUUUGAAAUUAUGGUGAACUUGAUAUUAUAUUCAAUUCUUGAAGUAAUUAGAUUGUAUGAUAUGCUUUGUAGUUGUUAGAUUAUAUAUACCAUAGUCUACAGAUUGUCCAUUUAAUUUAUUUAGUUUCAAUCCACAUUAAUAAUUUAUUGGGCUCUAUACCAACCAUUUAAACGCACAAAAAUUGGGCUCUAUACCAAUCAUGAAUCUUUUUAAAUCUUUUAUGAAUAAUUUAAUUUUUUACAUUUCUACUAGAAUUAAUGUUAAAAAAAAAUGUCUAUAGUUCAUUGUUUUAUUUAAAUUAAUUAUCAGUAUUUAACAACCUUUUUGUAUAAUUACCAAAAAUAAUUUUUAUUUUGUCAAAUAAAAGUUUGAACGAAGA
Molecule: messenger RNA, 13129 nt
Organism: Physella acuta
Lineage: Eukaryota; Metazoa; Mollusca; Gastropoda; Physidae
Product: polycystin-1
Biological process (GO): calcium ion transport
Cellular component (GO): plasma membrane
Molecular function (GO): monoatomic cation channel activity; protein binding
Source: RefSeq, a predicted model, not a curated record